Molecule: messenger RNA, 2591 nt
Organism: Podarcis muralis (Common wall lizard)
Lineage: Eukaryota; Metazoa; Chordata; Lepidosauria; Squamata; Lacertidae
Gene: CYSLTR1
Product: cysteinyl leukotriene receptor 1
Biological process (GO): G protein-coupled receptor signaling pathway
Cellular component (GO): plasma membrane
Molecular function (GO): leukotriene receptor activity
Source: RefSeq, a predicted model, not a curated record
GUCUGUUAAGGCAGCUGGGAUACAAGCAGCAGCAGAACAUCUAUUGCAUUUCAAAUGCUUUUGCUUUCCUGUAAGCCUCAGAGAUUUAGUCAACUUUUCAUCAGCAUUUUUCUUCAGAAGACAGGAUACACCUUUUCCUCUUUCUAAAAGAAGGAACUGAUCUGCCUGCAAUCAGAAGCAACAGUUUUUGCUACUUGAUUUGUGAUACAUUUAGCGCAAGAAUUCUUCACCGGAAUUAUCCACUUUCCUUGAUGAUGAAGAAAAGCUUGUUCCCAGUUUGGCAAUGCAGGAGAGCUAGCUGCUAGUAUUAAAGCCUUCCCAACAGAGCCAGCCACUCACCGAAAAAGGAUACAGAUCUGAGUUCAAUUUGAUGACUCGUGGCGAAAAUAUGCAGAGCAACGUGACGACAUGCAGUGCCACCAUUGAUGAAUUCCGGAGUCAAGUGUACACUACGACGUACUCUAUAAUCUCAGUGUUGGGCUUAUUAGGAAACGGCUUUGUGCUGUGUGUCCUUAUAAGAACAUUCCAGGAGAAAACAGCCUUCCAGAUAUACAUGCUCAACCUUGCUACUUCAGACCUGUUGUUUGUGUGCACACUGCCUCUGCGGGUGGUAUACUAUGUCCACAAGGGCGACUGGUUCUUUGGUGACUUCCUAUGCCGGAUCAGCUCCUACGCCAUGUACGUCAACUUGUACUGCAGCAUCAUGUUCAUGACGGCCAUGAGCUUCUUCCGCUGCAUUGCCAUAGUUUUCCCCAUGCAGAACCUCAGGUUUGUAACUCGGAAGAAAGCCGUGCUGGUAUGCGGAGCCAUUUGGAUCUUUGUGACACUGACGAGCAUGCCAUUUCUGCUGAGUGGCUCAUACCUGGACAGUUCAAGCAACAAGACUAAGUGCUUUGAGCCCCCGCCAGCAGAUGAGAUGCUGAAGCUGGUGGUCCUCCAUUAUAUUGCAUUAUUUAUUGGCUUCAUCAUUCCCUUCACCACCAUCGCCGCCUGCUACACCAUGAUCAUAAGAACCUUGCUGAAAAAUUCCCUGCAAAAAAAGGAAGCGGCCCGCCGGAAAGCCAUCUGGAUGAUUGUCAUUGUCACCUUGACCUUCCUCUUGAGCUUCGCUCCCUAUCAUGUCCAACGCACGGUCCACAUUCAUUUCAUGAUGGAAAGGGGUUCACGUUGUGAGGAUACCCUCUACAUGCAGAAAUCUGUGGUGAUAACGCUUUCCCUGGCAGCUUUCAAUUGCUGCUUCGACCCACUUCUCUAUUUCUUCUCUGGAGGCAACUUUCGCAAAAGGCUUUCUACCUUCCGAAAGGGGUCGGCCUCCAGUGUGUCACAGGCACACAAGUUCAAGAUGUCCUUAAAGAACUUUGAGGAGGAGCCAGCUAAUGGGAAGGCACGAGAAGAGAUGGGCUUAUAGCCUUUGCAGAAGCUACCAGAAAAUCAUGACAGGGUGGGAAGUCAAAAGAGGUGGCACACUGCUUUCUCUUAAGUUAUGAACAUGAUGGCAACCUGGAACUGGCAUGACCUCUGGUGUCAUUCAGAUACCUCUGUAGCAGUCAUACCAAUCUGAGCUGCAUUAUCCCAUGUGUGUUGGUGGUUUAGCAGAUGUGUGGGAUGAUUUGUCAUAUUUAUUUGCCACAUUUAUGUCCCACCUUUUCUCCAAGCUCAAGGAAGUGUACAUGGUUCUCUCUCCUCCUUCUGUUUUAUCUACAGAGCAAACCUCCAAGGCAUAGCUGUCAACUUUUCCCUUUUCUUGCGAGGAAUCCUAUUCAGAAUAAGGGAAUUUCCCUUUAAAAAAGGGAAACGUUGACAGCUAUGUGAGUCCAAGGUAGAUUAGGCUGAAAGAUAGUGGCUGUCUCACAGUUGCCCAGUAACUUUGCAUUGCAAGCAAGCAAUCAAUCAAUCAAUCAAUCAAUCAAUCAAUCAAUACAUCCUGGACUGCUUGUGCAUUUGUGUCUUUUACAGCUUGACUUGCAAACAUGUAGCCUUGUGGAGGCAAUGCUAAAGAGUAAACAAUGGCUAGAUACUGCUUGUUCUAAGAUAAAGGGGCACACAGCACUUUUGAAGCACACACAUCCCACCCACUCCCCAAAAAUCUGGUCACUGUAGUUUACCCCUCACUGAGUUACAAUUCCCAGUAACACUUAUCGAACCACAAGAUUCUCUCCAAAUUAAGGGAAAUGAAUUAAUUCUUAAGUGUUGCAAAGUCACUAUCACAUCCUAGUGAUCUGAUUCUCAGAAAGAUCAUAGCUAUAAUUGGGUGAAGAAGGGUGAAGGUCCUCUGGAGAAUGGGAGAGGGAAUAGGUAUAGGAACCUAAGACCCCUGUUGGAUAAGGCCAGUGGCCCAUCUAGGCCAGCAUCCUGUCCUCAUUGUGGCCAACCAGAUGCCUGAAAGAAGGACCUGAACACAACAGCGGUCUCCACUGCUUAUGAGUCCUAUGAACAGGCAUUCAGGAACACACUGCCAUCAUGGUUAGUAGUUAUUGAUAGCCUUGUCCUCCAUGAAAUUCUCUAAUCCUCUUCUCAAGCCAUCGAGAUUGGUGACCAUCACUACCUUAAAUAUGUGCUGUGUGAAGAAGUACAGUGGUACCUCAGUUUAC